Molecule: messenger RNA, 4054 nt
Organism: Saccostrea echinata
Lineage: Eukaryota; Metazoa; Mollusca; Bivalvia; Ostreida; Ostreidae
Product: cyclin-D-binding Myb-like transcription factor 1
Exons: 17
Coding region: 1-2262 (753 amino acids)
Biological process (GO): regulation of transcription by RNA polymerase II
Cellular component (GO): nucleus
Molecular function (GO): RNA polymerase II cis-regulatory region sequence-specific DNA binding; DNA-binding transcription factor activity, RNA polymerase II-specific
Source: RefSeq, a predicted model, not a curated record
AUGGUGAUAUUCAUCCGCGAAGAAACACCAUCCUGGCACUUGUUCAUCCUGGUCCUUGCUGAAACACCCGUACGAAAACAAAUCAGGAUGGAAUCGGAAGUGUGCCUCACUCCAGUUGAUAUAUCGGAAUCAGACUUAGCAAAUCUACACCAUGGUGAAGUAUUGGAAGUAGGAUAUACAGAAAUAGCUCAAAAUGAGAAUAUUAUCAAAGAAUCAGAGCCUUCAACAAGUUCAACCAGAGAGGAGCAGCAUGUCACCAUACAGAAUGACUUAAAACAUGAAGUUAAUAUCACUAGUGAUGUAGUAUCUAGCCAGAUAACUGACCAUAGUGAGCAGAAAAUUGAUAGAGACACCAAUUCUAUUGUGGUUCAGAUGGAUGAAGAAAAUGCCAGUGGAGUCUUGCCAGUAGAAAAUGUCUUUCAGAUGGAGAAUGGGCUGGGUGAUGGUGGAUAUAUUAUUUUGUCUGGCGAUGCUGCAGCUUCUCUGGGCAUGGAAUCUGAUGAACCAGAUGCAAAGAAGAUACGAAUUGACGGAGAGUCGUACAUCGUGGCAGUCGCAGAUGAGGGAAACACAGCAGUCAGCAUAAAGCAUGAAAAGAGUGCAGCAGAGCAGCAGGUGUACCUGGUAACUUCCUCAGUAGCCAGUGGUACUGUGCCCCCACAGAAGACGACCGCUGUCAAACAGAAAUCAGACAUCAAUCAAGCUUGGUUCACAACACGUGAUGACAAACAGGCACUCCACAAUACAGGAGCCAGCUGGAAACAAGGUCAGUGGACCAAUGAAGAGGUGGAGAUAUUGCAGACCAACAUAAAUAAUUACUGUAAGGAGCAUAACAUUGCUGACCCAACAGAAAUUAUAUUUGAAAUGUCUAAAGAUGAGCGGAAAAACUUCUACCGCACGGUUGCUAAAGGUUUGAUGAGACCCCUGUUUUCUGUGUACAGAAGGGUGACCAGAAUGUAUGACCAGAAAAAUUAUAUGGGAAAAUACACCCUGGAGGAAAUCACCCUGCUCAAAGAAUUGCGUAAGAUGUAUGGUAAUGAUUGGGCCACCAUCGGUCAGGCCUUAGGAAGAAGUGCAUCCUCAGUGAAGGAUAAAUGUCGUUUGAUGAAAGACUCAUGCAACUCAGGGAAAUGGCUACCAGAAGAAGAAAGAAGAUUAUGUGAUGCUGUGUAUGAGUUAACAGGAGCCAAACAAGGUGAAAGUGUAACCUCAGGUCUUUCAUGGUCCAAUGUGGCAGAGAAAGUUGCCACAAGGUCAGAAAAGCAGUGUAGAACAAAAUGGCUGAACUACAUGAACUGGAAACAAAAGGGAGGCACAGAGUGGACACGGGAGGAUGACAUGAACCUCAUCAUGAGAAUUUCUAAUCUUGGUGUUGCCAAUGACACAGAGAUUGACUGGAAAGAACUGGCGGAUAACUGGCCCAGUGUAAGAUCACCACAGUGGUUGCGAGGAAAAUGGUGGUCCCUUAAACGUAACUAUCGCCACUAUCAGUCAAUGCCAUUUCAAGAAUUACUUGAACACCUGAAGACCAACCAUGUUGGAAAUGUUCGAAUGAAGAACCAGAUGAAAGUUUCUGCAGAAAUGGUAGCCAUGCCAGUAACUCUUCAGACAGGUGCUGAUGGUUCCUCCACAAGUGAAGCUCUACAGACCUAUGAAAUUCUCCAUCAAACCAGUUCUGGGGCUUUCUUGAUCACACAGCCCAACACUAACCCUGCCAUUACAAUUAAUGGUUCUCCAGUCACAACAGAUCAUAUUAUUGUACAUACAUUGCCAAAUUCAACUGCUUUACAGGGGCAGGAGAAUCUGGCAGUACAGAUGAACCCAGUCAUACUCAACUCAGCCUCAGACAGUCUCAGUCUCGACUCUACAGAAAUCUCACUACAGAGUUCUACCACCAGUACUGACCAGGAUAUAACAGAACAGAUGAUAACUCCCACCCCUGAGAUGGACACACAGACAGAAAUUUCCUCCACACCAUUUGAACAUGAGACCAUUGCUUCCUCUGUGAUAGAAGGAGACCAGGAGAACAGUCAGUCCCAGAUUGUGAUUUCAUCAGAGAAUGACCAAGGAAACUACAAGUUAGUGAUGGUCACAACAGGGAACGAUAGCAGCACAGAGUACAUGUUCUCACAGUCAGAUCCAAUGCUUCCUUCAGGGGAGACUGACCUGAUUGGAAACCCCUCGGAUGUGGAUUCUGACAAAGUACAAAGCCAGGUCAGCCUGGAUAUUUCUAGUCCAGACAUCACAGCCUCUUCUACCUAAUUCCAGCAGAUUUAAUCUACACACAUACACUGUGUACCAGAGAAAAGUCUGUUAUCUUUAUAAGAACUUCUAAUUUUCUAACUGUAAUAUACAAAGGUAUGAAGUAUGGAUGUAUUAUUAUACCUUAGAGGAAUAACAUUCAUUUUGAGCAUGAAGUUGAGAAAUGUUAUAUUUUGAUUUAUGUACAAGGGAUGAAAUACUAAUUUUUUCAGAUUAUGUAUAGAAUUAUUGUUACUGGUUUCAUUUCUUCUUGCAUGAAAUUCUUUUCAUGAAGAAAUGAUAUUCAAAGUUGAAUUUCCCAAAACUUACACUAAGUCUGUUAUUAUGUCUUAAUACUAGUGUCAGCAUAAGUUUUGCCUGUUACAUGUAUGUUAACAGACCUAAGAUACACAUUAAAUGAUUUUCACUGUGAUAUAUUAAAUUUCUCUGGUUGGAAUAAUUAACAAUACUUAAAUAAUGCAACAGUAUAAACUUGAAAGCAGAGAAAUUGUAUGAUAUUCAAACUUUUUUCCAUUUCUAGUUAUUUUUGAAACAAUUUCCUGUACAUCAACUGAACAUUUUAAAGUAAAAAAAUAUUUCUGUAUCAGUAAUACAUGUAUUUUCUGAAGACAAAUAAUUCAUAUAUACUUUGUGUGAGACUUCCUCCUCGUGUGAAAAUUUAGGAGAAACUCUGACAAGUAGGAUAACUCCUGAUAAAUAUUACAUUAUCUGUGAUAAAUAUUGAUAUACUUCACAGCUUAAUAGAACUGCUAAAUAUGAGCAAGUUUUGAAAAAUAUCUCUCUGUUCAAAAAGUGUUGUUUUCUUACUCUGUGCUAAAACUUGCAGUCUGCAGUACAUAUAACUCCAAAGAUAGCAUUGAAAGCAUACUUUUUGUACAUUUCAUGUUUCAUAUAAAAGGGAGAUUUAUGAGAAUUCAUUGAUCAGUUUUUCAUGUAUUUGUUCCCUGUUUAUAUUUAUCCUGUUAUUGUUUUUGAAUAUUUCCUUUCUAUAUAAGGUAAUAAAAAUAUAUGUUUGAUGCUGUGAUUUUCAACCAAUGCCAGACAUUUGUAGCAUUAUGGGCAAAUUUUCUAGCAUACUCUUCUCAAUUUUGUUUUUGUAUAUUUAGGGUCCUCCACACCCCGUGACUUGUGACGUAUAUCGAGAAAAAAUACUUUUACUUCCGAUUUAAUAUAGUUUGUGCACUGACGAUUUGACUGGCACCGCCUGUAAGAGAGUCUUAUAAACGCUUUAGAUAUAAAGGUUUUGUCAAAGGAAGAGUAUGCAGUCAACCGAGAGCGAUACCCUGAUCAUAAACAAUGAACACAUGGCAUGAUCACGGCGUGACCGAAAGAAAAAGUGUCGAUUUUUUCAAUAAAAAACAGCAGACGUUUGAGUUUUUGUAGCGUAAUGAUUCGUAAAUAACAGGUAUAUCUACUCGAAAAUGUUUAAGUUUAUUUAUACUUUUAGGCUGAUAAAUACAUUGCGAUAUCGCCAACGCGCCAACAAGGUCUUUAACAGACUGUUGUGAAAAUUUGAUAUUUUUGCACUCUAAUUUGUGCGGUUCAAUAAUACCCAUCUCAUUGUGUGUUUAGAAAUAUUGAUAAAUAGUGUUCAUUUCUAGUUUUGCUCAUUUAUAUCUGUCCUGUUCAGUUGUGGAUAAUGAGUUACUGAGUAAAUGUAUGAUGACGUAUGCGGAGACUUACCAAAGUGUUUGAAUCCUGGGUAACAGGAAAGAUAACUCUAAAUAGGAACUUUGAUACCACAGAUUUUGAAAAUAUUUUUUCUAAGUCAAUAAAUUUGAUUUUAAUUCAA